Molecule: messenger RNA, 4123 nt
Organism: Lolium rigidum
Lineage: Eukaryota; Viridiplantae; Streptophyta; Magnoliopsida; Poales; Poaceae
Product: amino acid transporter AVT1I-like
Exons: 3
Coding region: 2703-3899 (398 amino acids)
Cellular component (GO): plasma membrane
Source: RefSeq, a predicted model, not a curated record
UUAGCUUUUACUUACGAUCAAAGUGAUACUGAGCUGAUACGUGCGGAAGUACCCAACUAACAACUUGUGGUCGCUGAGAUUGUAUCUGUCCUUACUUUUAGAUUCCAUAGGAUAUACGUUGGACCACAUGAACUAACUUUACUGGUAGACAAGACUCAGGAGGCUACCAUGACAAAGACCAAUGUGUCAUUUCUUGUGUCACCUAGGAGUGCUUUAGAACCUAUCAAUUUCAAAUCUCUGCAUGGGAAAACUUAUAAUAUGGAUUUUCUCAUGCUCCGGUCUUAAUCUCUAACGAAGAACCCUCUCCAGCAACUUUCGAGAACUGAUCGGUGCCCAAGGGAGUCCACUCCCCAAUGGCAAAAAGUGAAUGAUGCAAAUGUUCAAAAAAUACUAAUUAUUCAUGGAUGGUAUGAUUUUUUACAUGAUACACAUGUAAUGUAACUUAGAUGUGAAAUUCAUCCUGAUAUCAAGAACCAGAAAAGGCACACUGCCAUACUUUGCACUCCUCAUAUAUGCUAAGAUUGUCAACUUGUCUUUCUUGUAUACUGAAUUCUUGAUAUGAUUGGAACUAAUAUGAUAUAUCAAGAUUCUAAAUUUUUACAUAAAUUUAUGUGUAAUUGUUUACUAAGUCCAUGAAAUUAUAUGAUUUUUUUGAUACACUAUAUCUUGAUAUUUUAUGGAUUUUCAAAAAAAAGGAUGUGUUUCCAGUGGACAAAUAAAAUCCCCCCUCCCUACAUUUUCGCCGGAUUUCAUGUAGGUUUGUUGUUAAAAAUUCUGUAGUUAUCUACUUUUGGGACACCACUUGUAUUUUUCAUUGUUCAAUGAGUAACAGAGAAUGACUUUUCAAGUGCUUACGUUUAGAAUCUUCAGAAAAUGUGUUUUAUAUACUUGGUCUAGGACCUUUCAAGAGCACACCCAUGUGGCUUAAAUAUUAUCUCAUAAAGUGGUAUGCUUUUCAUCUGCUUGAUAUAAAUACGCUAUUGCUCCACAGACCGUGCAACAAAGAAUUAUGUUAUAUUAUUUUUUGGCACUCAUUAUUUGAUAUGUUCCCACCAGCUGCAGAAUAGGCAUAAUUUAGUGGAGCGGCGAUGUUUUAUGUAUUCACUAGGGCUAGCUGCAACACGGUAGCAGAAAUAUUUAGGGUUGUGCCAUUUCCAUAUUUGUUUGGUGCACUGAACUUUUGUUACCAUCAGAAUGGAGACAUCACAUAGUGGGAAGUGUCAUGUCAUUAUUAAAGAUGAGCAGGUUCUGGCCACAUCUACCAUCUUCUGUCAUCAGUCUGCUUAGUACAGGUAUGUAAUGAUUUAAAUGAAGCACAUAGUGCUUCAUAAUUCUGUUUUAUCAUUUAAAUAAUAAUUAAAUAUAGUGCUCAACACGGUUUUUAUUCUGUCUGUACAGGGUUCUUACUCUUUCCUGCAUAGGAAGGUCAUUUCGGAACAUUAUUGCCUAACCAAUUAACCAGUUUUUCAGCUCCUUUAAGAGAAUAAUCCCUUUCUCACUUACGUUUCUGUUGGAUGCUGCGAUUUCGGUCUUCUCUCUGUUUUACACUUUAUAUAAUGGCAUGACAUCAGAUUAGUGUGCUAGAUAUAUGUUCGACCACAUCUUUGAAUGUAGAGGAUAGCAAUGUAUGCAUGAUAUGUUGAGAAGUCAAUCUAGUCAGGGUUACGGUUAAGCUUAUGUAAUCUUCGAUACAAAUCCAGAGUCUCGUUCCAUGAUUUCUUCAUUCAUUUGUGCUCAUUAUUGUCAGUAUUUCUAUCUGACACAAUGCUCUUCAGGAGUACACACCAGGGCUGGGGAUUGAACCCAGGUCUUUUGGCUGCACACAUCACGUCGCCGCCACCUUGACCAACGAGGGUCCCAAUUUGCAGUAAUAUAUGUUCACUAACAUUUAUUUUUUCAAUAAUUGUAGAGUGUAGUCAUGAUAUCAUUGUGGAUUAUAAUUUAUGAAUGAAGGUAGUCCUCAAAAAAAAUUACGAAUGGAAGUUAGAGUUUCUUAUGAAGGAUAUUGCUUGUCUUUUCAGUAUAUAUCCAUUUUCUCUCUCUAAUGUAUACAGUUCUUAGCUAACUGCAUUUUCUAUCACUGUUCCUACCUCCGAGAACUCAUAUAUAUACAUUACAGCAUGGUGUUUAUGCAGAAUAUUCUUCUUGCACAAUGACAUCACACGUAUUCCUGCGUACAGUUAGGAAGUAUCAAAUUAACGGCCACCUUUAAAGAUAUCUGUAUUUUAUAAUCCAAAAGAAAGGACAACAGACUGCAUAUAGGCAGAUGUUCAAAAGUUUGGUCCUAUCAAUAUCUUAGUUAUUCGCAUAAUUUGGACCAAGGCAAAUCAAGCAUAUUAGAAGACGGAGCAACUUUACGUGUUUCCCUGCUUUUAGCAUGGUUGUUGCAUGCAUUUUGGAUGAGCGUGUUUCCUUCCUUAAUAUCUGGAUAUUUAUCUUCAGAUUCUCAGGCUUCAGUACAUAUCUGUUGUUGAAACUCAACAUACAUUGGACAGAUCCACUUUGUCGCCCAUGCAAUAAAUGAUCCGUGCUUUAUUUUUUGCAUUUUAUCUCCCUUCUUUUCUUAGAAAUGGACAUCUAGUCAAUUAUCACAAGAAAGUGCUUUGCUAGUGCUAGUGCUAAUGCUAACUUCAUGCACCACCCUUCUCUUUAAAAGGCAAGGUAAUGAACAUGGUGUAGUCCAACAGCACUUGUAGUUUGUGAUGGAUGCCAGUACUCCAAAGUCUGGGACGAGCUUCUUCAAAACUUGCUUCAAUGGAGUUAAUGCUCUCUCAGGGGUUGGAAUAUUAUCCAUUCCUUAUGCAUUGUCUCAAGGAGGAUGGUUGAGCGUACUUAUCUUCACAACUAUAGCUGUUAUCUGCUUCUACACUGGGAUUCUCCUACAAAGAUGCAUAGAUUCAAGCUCCCUUGUUAAGACAUAUCCUGAUAUAGGUGAGCUAGCUUUUGGCCGGAAAGGAAGAAUCAUAGUUGCAAUAUUCAUGUACCUGGAGCUGUACCUUGUGGCAAUUGAUUUCAUGAUAUUAGAGGGUGAUAACCUGGAGAAAUUAUUUCCAAGUGUCAAGUUCCAUGUCGCUGGACUCAAGAUUGGAGGCAAGCAAGGGUUCGUUCUGAUUUUCAGCAUGUUAGUUUUGCCAACGACAUGGUUUCGGAGCUUGAAUGCCCUUGCGUAUGUCUCUGUUGGAGGAAUCUUGGCUUCCAUCAUUCUCAUCGCCUCUGUUGCAUGGGUGGGAGCAUUUGAUGGAAUUGGUUUCCAUGAGAAAGGCGUGCUUCUGAACUGGGCCGGUAUUCCAACUGCGAUGAGCUUAUAUUCAUUCUGUUUCAGUGGCCAUGCAGUUUUUCCCAUGAUAUACACCGGAAUGAGUAACAGAAAAAUGUUCCCAGCAGUGUUGCUCCUCUGUUUCAUCAUCUGCACUCUUGGCUAUGGACUGAUGGGCGUGAUCGGGUACUUGAUGUACGGUGAUUCGCUGAUGUCCCAAAUUACGCUCAACCUGCCAUCAAGGAAUUUGAGCUCCAGCAUCGCCAUCUACACCACGCUGAUCAAUCCGUUCACCAAGUUUGCGUUGCUGGUCACUCCAAUAGCAGAGGCGAUUGAGGACAGUCUCCAUGUUGGCAAGAACAAAGCUGCCAGCCUCUCCAUCAGGACUGCGCUGGUUGUCAGCACAACCAUAGUGGCACUUGUCGUGCCGUUCUUCGCCUACGCCGUUGCGCUCACCGGCUCAUUGCUAAGCGGCACUGCCACGAUGCUGCUGCCAUGUGCUUGCUACCUGAAGAUCAGAUCCAGGACUUGCAGAAAGCUGGGGUUCGAGCAGGUGGUUUGCGUGGCUAUUAUCAUUGUUGGGGUAGGAGUUGUAGUCGUAGGCACCUACAGUUCACUGAAACAGAUCUUCCAGAGCUUAUGAAUUUUAUGAGCAAGGAUGUGGAACGAACCAUAUGUGGAGCCUAUUCUAGUACAGCAAAUAAUGGCUGUGCUCUGUACCUAUAAUACUCUGGCAAGAUAUAGAUAGAAAUUUAGGUCACAUAAGACUGAAUAGGAAUAAUGGCUAAGGUCUUGGGAAUGGAGACUUACUUAUUCCGAAGAAACUGCUUGUACUAUCUAUCAUGUUAUAAACAUUAUUGAAAUGUA